AUGCCUCGGGGUCAGAAAAGUAAGCUCCGUGCCCGUGAGAAACGCCGCCAGGCUCAAGAGGACCCCAACGAAGUGGAAGGUACUCAAGUCACUGUAGCAGAGGAAGAAGGGUCCCUCGCUUCAUCUCCUCAUUUCAAAGAUAGUCCUGAGAGGUCAUCUGCUGUUGAAACACCCAGCAAUGAGCAAGAGCCUGAGGGAGCUCUAGCCACCACCGCUGCUGCAGCUGCUUCAUGCACAGCAUCUAAUGAAGGCGAUGGCAGCCAGGCUGAGGAAAGGUCAAAUGCCUCAGAGGCCGAGGAUACCACUGAGCAGUGGCCCGGAGGCCCUCUAGAUAAGAAGGUUGCUAUGUUGGUGCAUUACCUGCUAUACAAGUAUCAAAUCAAAGAGCCUGUUACAAAGGCAGAUAUGCUGAAAAAUGCAGUCCAGAUGCAGAAGAGCCACUUCCCUGAAAUCCUGAGGAGAGCUUCUGAUCAUCUGGAGUUGGUCUUUGGCCUUGAUGUGAAAGAAGUGGAUCCUAACAAGAGCCUCUAUGUCCUUGUCAACAAAUUAGAAUUAGGCCAUGAUGCAAGAGUGAGUCUUAACAGAAGUUUGCCCAAGACCGGCCUGCUGAUGACCGUCCUGGCUGUGAUCUUCAGCCAGGGGAAUUCUGCCCCUGAGGAGGAAAUCUGGAAGGUGCUAAAUAUGAUGGGGGUAUAUGACGGGGAGAAGCACUUCAUCUAUGGAGAGCCCAGGAAUCUCCUCACCAAAUAUUUAGUGGAAGAGCAGUACCUGGAGUACCGGGAAGUGCCCAACAGCGAUCCUCCAAGCUAUGAAUUCCUGUGGGGUCCACGAGCCUAUGCUGAAACCAGCAAGAUGAAAGUCCUAAAAUUUUUGGCCAAGAUCCAUGAUACCGUGCCCAGUGCCUUCCCAGCCCAUUAUGAAGAGGCUUUGAAAGAUGAGGAAGAGAGAUCCCAAGCCAGAAUUGCAGCCAGGGCCCGUACUGCCGCCAGGGCCAGUGCGCGUUCCAAGGCCACGUCCAGCAACCCUGCCUGCCCCAAGUGA
Messenger RNA from Cebus imitator (Panamanian white-faced capuchin), 1041 nucleotides. Its product is annotated as melanoma-associated antigen B10-like. Gene Ontology annotation, cellular component: nucleus. The transcript has a single exon. Bases 1 to 1041 code for a protein of 346 amino acids. The record is from RefSeq and is a predicted model, not a curated record. Lineage: Eukaryota; Metazoa; Chordata; Mammalia; Primates; Cebidae. Gene Ontology annotation, biological process: negative regulation of transcription by RNA polymerase II.